Molecule: messenger RNA, 3788 nt
Organism: Oncorhynchus masou masou (cherry salmon)
Lineage: Eukaryota; Metazoa; Chordata; Actinopteri; Salmoniformes; Salmonidae
Product: zinc finger protein 263-like
Exons: 4
Coding region: 128-1699 (523 amino acids)
Biological process (GO): regulation of transcription by RNA polymerase II
Molecular function (GO): DNA-binding transcription factor activity, RNA polymerase II-specific; RNA polymerase II cis-regulatory region sequence-specific DNA binding
Source: RefSeq, a predicted model, not a curated record
UUCGAAGCAUACUGCAUAUCUAUGGUGUGACGUCUCAGGACAUUAACUGAACACUGCAUUGCAAAUGAGCUAGUAGGACUAUAAUACAAGUGUUUAACAUAUAAAUAGUACCAAUCCAAGGAAGGGCAUGUCCAAUACCGUUGUCUUUCAUGCUCAGCUAGCCUCCAUCAUUGAGGUUUUGGCGAAUACAGCCGUUGCCGAAAUCUGCAAACUUGUAGAUGAUGGCCAUGCUGCCUUACGUUUGGAAAUUUCCCAUAGUCAGAAAGAAAUUGAUAACCUGCGGAGGAAGCUAGUUUUGACAAAAUUCCAGAAUUCUCGACGGAGCGCAGAGAGAUUUGGAGCCCUGCGACGCACAGUUCACAGGCGAGUGGACACCGAUCAUGUUGCCCGGGAGAGAGAGAGCUUCGUAGAAAAGGCAAAAAUCAGACUUGGAUAUUUGGAAAAUCGUUUUUCCUACAGUGAAGGGGGCAAAUGUAUGCAGGAUGUCACCAACCGGAGAGACGCAGGACGCACAGCGACAGACCAGGAUGUGGCCAUGCAGAUGGCAGAUAUGCAAGAGGCACCUCAUAUCAAAAUGGAAAAUCUUGACACCAGCAUAACCGAAGAGAUUGUCCAACCAGUCAGUGAGAGCAGUGAGAAGAUCAUUGUAGCAGAACCAGGUUCUUCAUCAUCUACUGAACCCACAGACCAUCUGGACCAGCAGGGCAACAGACACAGAGCUCCAGACACCUCACUCAAUAUAGAACCUGAAAACCAGACGUUCCAGCAUCCAGCGUCACAAUACAACAGAGCAAGACAGGACCAUCAGGUUGCUGAGGGUGUGACCUGGGAAACUGACCAUCAACCCAUAGAAUACAGCCUGUCCCAAUGGACAGAGAACCAAGAGACUGACAACCCAACUGUGAAUGCUCCUCACAAUGCAGGGCCAGACUCCAAGAGGCUGUCUGGACAUCCAGAGAGGAGAGGGGCGCCAGGUAACUCAGGGGUCAGCAUGUCUGCUUCAGGCUCUCUGGACUGGGUACCUGAUGUGGUGAUGGUGGACUCAGUUCCCAUUAAAGUGGAGGCAGAUAUGAGUUCAGAAUGGAGCAUAACUGGCCAAGAGGUGACAUCUGGAGAGGUCUGUUCGGACGGUAGGCAACUUGUGGACAACAGAGGAAGAGGGGGAAUGGAGUCUGGACAGACACAGUGUCCCCCUGACACUGAAAACACAGAACAAGGGACAACUGUAGGAUCAAGGUCCAAGAUGUCAGAUUUCAACAGACUGUCUUCCCUAAACAGCUUUUCAUCCCCAAGUAUUCCUCUCCACCAGGUUCCCCAAAGAGGGAAGCCAGCCCCCUUCCCAAAUUUCAACAGAGGCUCCACUUCUUCAUCGAAAGGCAUAGAAAAGCAGCCGCAACAGUUGACGUCUCACUCCACCCAGAGGCAGCUCCGGUGCAGCCUCUGCGGAAAGCCCUUCCCUCAGCCGGCAUACCUAAGGAGGCACAUGCGGGUCCAUACAGGGGAGAAACCGUAUGGCUGCAGCCACUGCACCAAGCGCUUCUCCCACAGCCACCAGCUGAAGAUGCAUGAGAGGGUCCACACCGGAGAGAAACCAUUUCAUUGCAUCUACUGCGGGAAGUGCUUCACCCAGUCUGGCCACAUGAAGAGGCAUCUCCUCGUCCACACUGGCGGCAGGCCACAGGACGUUGUGCUGCCCUGAGUGCUCCAAGGUGAAGUUUCCCCUAGGUACAGAUCUAGAAUCAGCUUCCUCUUCCCCAAUCCUAUCCUUAAGCAUUAGUGAAAAAAUAUAUACUAAACUGACCGAAGAUCAGCUUCUCGGGGUAACUUCACACUACUCCACCUAGCAUAAUGAUAAGUAGGGCCAGGAGUUUUUCCUCACCAUGUGAUCAGACCAGGAAAAACUCCUCUCUAGUUGUUAGGGGACUGGCUCCACACUACUGGAGUUUUCAUAUGAACACGGGGUCCGUGUGUUUUUAACAGUUUGCAUUAGAGGUCGACCGAUUAUGAUUUUUCAAUACUGAUACCGAUUAUUGGAGGACCAAAAAAAGCCGAUACCGAUGAAUCGGACGAUUUUUAUAUAUAUAUUUGAAAUAAUGACAAUUACAACAAUACUGAAUGAACAAUGAACACUUUUAUUUUAACUUAAUAUAAUAUUUCAAUAAAAUACAUUUUGUCUCUUAUAAAUAAUGAACAUGUUCAAUUUGGUUUAAAUAAUGCAAAAACAAGGUGUUGGAGAAGAAAGUGCAAUAUGUGCCAUGUAAAAAAGCUAACGUUUCUGUUCCUUGCUCAGAACAUAUGAAAGCUGCUUUUAACAUGAGUCUUCAAUAUUCCCAGGUAAAAAGUAUUAGGUUGUAGUUAUUAUAGGACUAUUUCUCUCUAUACCAUUUGUAUUUCAUAUACCUUUGACUAUUGGAUGUUGUAAUAGGUACUCCCUAAUUUCGGGAGUUUAUAGGCUUGAAGUCAUAUACAGCGCAAUGCUUAAAGCAUUGCGAAGAGCUGCUUGCGAACGCAGUAAAGGGCUGUUUGAAAGAAUGCUUACAAGCCUGCUGCUGCCUACCACCGCUCAGUCAGACUGCUCUAUCAAAUCAUAAACUUAAUUAUGAUAUAAUAACACACAGAAAUAUGAGCCUUGGGUCAUUAAUAUGGUAAAAUCCAGCAACUAUAAUUUCUAAAACAAAACGUUUAUUCUUUCAGUGAAAUACUGAACCGUUCCGUAUUUUAUCUAAUGGUGGCAUCCAUCAGUCUAAAUAUUGCUGUUACAUUGCACAACCUUCAAUGUUAUGUCAUAAUUACGUAAAAUUCUGGCAAAUUAGUUCGCAACGAGCCAGGCGGCCCAAACUGCUGCAUAUACCCUGACUCUGUUGCACAGAACGCAAGAGAAGUGACACAAUGUCCCUAGUUAAAAUACAUUCAUGUUAGCAGGAAAUAUUAACUAAAUAUGCAGGUUUAAAAAUAUAUACUUGUGUAUUGAUUUUAAGAAAGGCGUUGAUGUUUAUGUUUAGGUACACAUUGGUGCAAUGACAGUGCUUUUUUCGCAAAUGCGCUUGUUAAAUCACCCGUUUAGCGAAGUAGGCUAUGAUUCAAUGAUAAAUUAACAGGCACCGCAUCGAUUAUAUGCAACGCAGGACAAGCUAGAUAAACUAGUAAUAUCAUCAACCAUGUGUAGUUAACUAGUGAUUAUGUUAAGAUUUAUUGUUUUUUUAUAAGAUACGUUUCAUGCUAGCUAGCACCUGACCUUGGCUCCUUGCUGCACUCGCAUAACAAGUAGUCAGCCUGCCACAAAGUCUCCUCGUGGAGUGCAAUGUAAUCGGCCAUGAUCGGUGUGCAAAAAUGCCGAUUACCAAUUGUUAUGAAAACUUGAAAUCGGCCCUAAUGAAUCGGCCAUUCCAAUUAAUCGGUCGACCUCUGGUUUGGAUAGUUACCACAUUGAACACUACCCUCUGUGUGUAGUGGUUGUGUUUUCAGUUCAACUGGCAUGAUGCUUGGUCCAGAGUGGACUGAUAAUCCAUAACUUAUAACAGGUGAAGAUUUUAAAAAUCAUUGGUGCAGUACAGUAAUUUAUUUGAAUUGUAUUUAUUAUUUAUUUAACCAGGUGAGUUGACUGAGAAUACAUUGUGAUUUACAGCAACGUCCUGGGGAAAAUUACAAUACAUAGACCUAGUUAAAAGCCAUAGUUAACACGCAGAAAUAUAAGCAAGCAAAAUUCAAUAAAGAUCAAUCUCAUAAGAAUUCCAAUUUCCUUUUGCCUCUCAACAAUAUUGAUGUGCUAUAAGACUGAUAGGCUACAA